GAAAUAAGACCAAUCUCAAAGGCUCUAUGGCCAUGGGAUUGCAUUUUCUAAAAACCCAUUUUAUUCCGGCAAUUCUGCUUCUAUUUUUCUCAAUAUCAAUUUCAAUAGCGAAACCCAACUGUACUGAUCGUUGUGGAAAUGUAAGUAUUCCCUUCCCUUUUGGCACGACAAAAGACUGUUACCUCCAUAGAAGUUUUUUCGUCAAUUGUAAUGACACCCACUACGAUCCUUCCAAAGCAUUCUUAGGAAACUCAGCCAUAAAUAUCACAAGCAUAUCCCUGGAGGGCCAAUUGCAAGUCUGGCAAUUCAUAGCAAAAGACUGUUAUUCUCUGAAUGGCAGCAGAUACUAUAAUGACCCCUGGAUACAGAUUCCCAGAUACCUAGCAGUCAAUAAUACUGCGAAUAAGUUCACUGUCGUUGGCUGUGAUACAAGAGGUUUUGUAUCUGGGAAUCGGGUGGACAGGAAAUACCAGACCGGAUGCAGUUCCCUUUGUGCCAGCGAGGAUGAUCUGGACAAUGGAUCUUGUUCUGGUGUUGGCUGUUGCCAGACGUCUAUCCCAAAAGAUGUCUGGAGAGUUAACAUUACUUUGGAGAGCUUUAAUCAAUACAAGAACUAUGAUAAUCUCACGAAUAAAUGGGACUUCAAUUCUUGCAGCUAUGCGUUUGUUGUUGAGGAAACAUCAUUUACUUUUUCUCCGAGAAAUCUUUACGGCUUGAGGAAUGUAAAGAAGCUUCCUAUGGUGCUUGACUGGGCAAUCGGGAAUGAAACUUGUGAGUCUGCUAAAAAGAACCUCUCAAGUUAUGCAUGUCUUAGCAACAACUCAGAGUGUCGCAAACCCGACAACGGCCAUGGAUAUCGAUGCUAUUGCCUGAAAGGUUAUCGAGGAAAUCCAUACCUCGUUGAUGGUUGUGAAGAUAUUGAUGAAUGUAAAGAUCCAAGUCUCAACGAUUGUGAAAAGGACCGCUGUGUAGAUAUAGAAGGAAGUUUUCAGUGUGUCUGCCCGAAAGGUUACCAAGGCGAAGGGAAAACAGACGGACGAGGUUGUGUUCGUAUUCGUGGUGAAUCACUUUCCUUGAAACUUGUUGCAG
This is a messenger RNA of Olea europaea var. sylvestris, 1089 nucleotides long. Its product is annotated as wall-associated receptor kinase 2-like. Lineage: Eukaryota; Viridiplantae; Streptophyta; Magnoliopsida; Lamiales; Oleaceae. The transcript is spliced from 2 exons. The record is from RefSeq and is a predicted model, not a curated record. Gene Ontology annotation, molecular function: polysaccharide binding; calcium ion binding. The annotation marks the transcript as partial.